CGCCCACGAAAGUAAUUUCUGCGCAUGCACACUUGCCGUCCUACCCAAUCAAACGCAAGCAUAGAAGUUUAAACUGUUUAUUGGUUUUGUAUUUGUAUUUGCACAUGUGAAUCGUUAAGCGUUUUUUUUGGUUAAACUGGUUAAUUUGGAAACUUGAAUGUGAAAGUAUACUGGUGUUUGGAGCCUUCUGGUUAAUUGUUAAGUGUUCAACAUUCAUCAUGAGAAAAAACCAAACAUUUGAAAGAAUGAUCCCUGAUGAUAUGAAUGCUGAAAAGUUCUUGGCUAAUAAUACAAAGAUUCUAUUAAAUGCUGAUCCCAGUGAGACAACAUUACCUAAAAAUUGCAUCUUUAAAGCUGCUUACCCAAAAGUUAGUCCAUAUAAGCAUGCAAUCCCCUCUGGGAUAGGUCUGCUUCACACGCCACCUAAAUGUGUAGAUCUGAGGUUCUUCACAAAAUCUUCCCCAUCACCCUUUCAACUAAACAGAGCUACAACCGAAAAACAAGGUGAUGGAGUGAUGACAAAGACAUCAGUAAAUGAAGAGGAGCUGUCCACCCCCAAAAGGCUUUAUUCUGGAAAGAAACAGUCUGGUUCAUACAUCCACAGAUACAGCUCUAAUAAAAGCCAGCUUACUUCUCAUAGUCCUAAAGAAGAUGGGCUAGAUGCAGCAGAACGGAAAUCACUUAAUUCACAGAAUUUUUCAAGGCAAGAUAGACAUCUCAACAGAAGCCUUAAGAUGAAGAGAACAAGCCAGCUACCUGUUCAUGGGUUGAAUUUCACAAGACCAUCUGGUAUUUUUAAAGGAAUGCAAGGAUACGAAUGCACUGAAGCAGACAUGGAAUUUGUUCACCAAAUGAAGAAUGAAAGUUCACUUAAGCAGUUAAAGGAAAAAUAUAAAUCUCUUCAAAAGAGACUAAAGGAUGAGCAUCAGAAUGGUGAGCUGUUAAUGGCAAAAAAUGAGAAGGUUCAGAAUGACAUCUAUAAACUGAAAGAGGAUAUGAGCAAAAUUGUUCAACUAAGCAGAGCCUUUGCAGUUAAUUAUUUCCAUAAUCAAAGUGAAGCAUCAUUGACUCCAGGAGAUGAAGCUCUGGAGGUUUGUGUUGAUCAUGUGAUAAAAGUUUGUAAACAAGAAGAAUUAGAGCUUGAAAUUCUUGAAAAACAGCUAAGACAUAAAGAGGAUCAACUUCGCUUAAAGGAAUUCCAGCAAAAAGAUCACAGAAGCAAAAGAAGGCUUUUUUACAAAAUGAAGACAUCAUUACAGCAAACUAUUCUCAGUGAGAAGGAGCAUGUUAAGAGUCUGGAGAAACAUCUGUUCGGUCUUCAAAAAACACUGAAGGAAAGGCAGGAACAGUUAGAUGACCUUAAACGGCAAAAGUGUGAUUUGCAAAAAAACAUGAAACGUGGGAAACGAGAUGUGAAAAUAAAGGUGGAUUUUGCCAGAAUUGACAGAAGAGUAAACUGUAUUGCAAAGAGAAGAGAAAUCUUUUUAGAGAGACGGAGGAUUUUAGCAAGACUUAAGCAGUUGAUAUAAUGUUCACAGGUGAUACUGGGUAAUUUUAAGGAGAAUGUUUUUGCCAAUAUAAAACAUAUUUAUUGAAGGUUAUUUUAGGACAUUAAACUUUUAAGUUGUGUGCCUUUUUAUAUGCAUACAUUUUGGGAGUUUGUUCUGCAUUUUUGUGCUGUUGACCCCAAGGGUAAUGGUAACUACCUAAGAUAUUACUUCAUAUGGUGGUUUCAAAUUCAAAGUUCAGAAAUAGUUUUCUUGGUAAAAUGUGCAAUUUAGUAGUAUUUUUAAAAGGUCCACCAGAUGGCAACCUUUGACAGUCUACUUGAACAAUUUUUCUAAAUUAUUUAAAGCAGACUGGUAGAAUACUAGAAUUUAUCAUUUUUUCAGAUGUUUAUAGUUUACUUUCAACAGAUAAACCACAGUAUGUUAUCUGUAUUGUUUUAUUCAGAUUGUGUUGUUCUGUUUCUGUGUUAUUUUUUUCCUCAUUAAUUAAACAUUGAAUUUUUCCAGUUAUUGCUUUUCUUUUGUGAUUUCUCACUGUAGUUAGAUCCCCCAUCCAAUGUACAGCACUUUACUUGGCUAUAGUGACCUUGUUUUAUAAUUUCUUGAUAUCUGUGAAAGCCCAUCAGUCUGUGCUGCUGUCC
Erpetoichthys calabaricus (reedfish) is the source of this 2149-nucleotide messenger RNA. RefSeq lists its product as uncharacterized. The record is from RefSeq and is a predicted model, not a curated record. The coding region runs from base 219 to 1529 and encodes 436 amino acids. The transcript is spliced from 9 exons. Lineage: Eukaryota; Metazoa; Chordata; Cladistia; Polypteriformes; Polypteridae.